Messenger RNA from Sitodiplosis mosellana (orange wheat blossom midge), 1214 nucleotides. Its product is annotated as serine protease 3-like. The coding region runs from base 129 to 1214 and encodes 361 amino acids. Gene Ontology annotation, biological process: proteolysis. The record is from RefSeq and is a predicted model, not a curated record. The transcript has 7 exons. Gene Ontology annotation, molecular function: serine-type endopeptidase activity. Lineage: Eukaryota; Metazoa; Arthropoda; Insecta; Diptera; Cecidomyiidae.
UGAAUGGUAUAAAAAAGGCACCACCGCAUAGGGAAAACCAAACAAAUUCAAAGGAUCUUCUGAAGAAGUACAAGACGGUUCUCUACUAUCAUUGUGCAAGAGGUUUAAACUCUGUUUCGUUGGCAAAAAUGAAUCUAAUACACGGUUUGUUUUUGGUGCUAUUUAUCGUUGAAUUCUCUGAACUUCAUGGAAAACAUGGCUUCUUCUCGCAAGCUCUACUUAAGGGCGAAGUGAUUGAAAACAUGUCACAGGCAAAGUUUGUAGCUGGAAUCUAUGCCCCUACAAGAUAUUUGUAUGCAUUCAAAAACAAGUUAACUGAAGAAAUGUUGUCUACAUGUACCGCAUUUAUUCUGUCAACAACGGAAAUUAUCACGAAUGCUCAUUGUGUGGCUGGUGCCCCAUAUAUUUAUGUGGUAGCUGGAAUGAAAGUUGCAUUAGAAAAAAACCUAAUCACAGUCGAAAAAGAGAACAUUGCAUAUCACCCUUAUUAUAGUCAUUUAAUUUUUGGUGCAUUUGAUAUUGCCAAAAUUACACUGAAAACGCCAUUAGAGUUCAGCGAUACCGUUGGCAGUAUCGAACUCGUGGACAAAGAUUACAAAUUGAAUAACCCAUCAGAAGUGGUCACUGCCUAUGGAUAUGGCGUGUUGAACAACACCGAACCAUUGAUAUUGAGGCGUUGCGAUGCGAACUAUAGAUCUUAUGUCGAACGAGCCAACAUACUCAAUCCAAGUCAGACUUUGUACUUUACCACUGGUGAUUCUACAAAAGAUGGUGAAAUUAUUACAGCGGCCGAUUCGGGUGGACCAGUUGUUUCAAAAACAAAUGGCAAAAUCGUGGGCAUAACUAUGGGUAUAAAUGGAACAACAGAUGGUCGUGGAAUAUUCCUCCCAAUUACGUCAUUCCUUGAUUUUAUCCAUGAUCCAAAGAGCGUGAAUCCACUUCCACCUUCGCUUACACCUAACGAAGCUAAAUUUACAGCCGAUAUAGCGGCACCAGGAAAGUUUCUUAUCGCCACCAAGGAAGCAUAUGCCAAUGCCGGCGAAGAUGCUCUAAUACAAUUUAAUGCAAUCAUUUUGUCGGAAACCGAGAUUUUGACCUGUGCACAUAAUGUGUACGGCGCCCCAUAUGUCUAUUUAGUCACCUGUAUGUUUCAAGAAUCUAAUUUCCUAAUGAAAACAUAUCGAGAAUUGGAUCAACGAAACGCUGCAACAUGA